AUGGCAAAAAGGGCAGCGGCGAACGGUGCCGCAGCAUCGCAUCGCAAGCCGAAGGGCGCGCCCGUCUUCGAGCAGGACUCGGACGGCGAUGACGGCCGCUCGCUCAACCUCGACUCGGCCAGCGAGCUCGACUCGGACGUCGAUGCGUCUGACUCGAGCGAUGCUGCUGACGGUAACGACGACGCGGAAUCGCAAGACGAUGAAGAGGAGGAGGAGCAGCAGCAGCCGAAGUACGCACAGUUCAUGGACGACUCGGAUCUCGAAGCCGCCUCCGACGACGACGACGAUGAUGACGGUGACAGCGACGGCUUGGACGAUGACGCGAGCAACGAUGGCCAGGCGCAAUACAGCAGCGACGAGGCUGGCUCCGACCUUGACGAGGCCGCGCUCAAGCAGCAGAUGAAGCAGAUCCCGUUUUCGGCGCUCAUGAAGGCACGUCGUCAGAUGGAUGGCUCGGACAGCGAUCAACUUUCGGAACCGGACAUCUCGGAUCUGGAAGAGGACGAAUUUGCCGAAGACCGUCGACGCCUCGCGCGUCAGACAGCUGGCAAGCAACCUGCGCGUAGCGGCAAGACGAAAGCUUCGGCUGCGGAUGCGGACGAGGCGCUCGAGCAGAAGCGGCGCGAAGUGCGCGAGCGUCUGCGUCAGCUCAACGGCAACGCCGCCGGCCCUUCGAGCGAAGGCGACAAUGCCUGGGCGGAAGCACGGCGGCAGCGCGAGCAGCGUCGCAAGGACAACGAGCGCAAAGAACUCGCCAAGCGUGCCAACAAGAAUGCACCCACCGAGAUCUCGAGCAAGCGGCCCGUCUCUCGCCGUCGCAGUGUUGUCGACACGCCCAGCGCGCACAUCCGCGAUCCGCGCUUCGAGUCGCUCAGCGGCAGCGUGAACAAGGACCUCUUUUCCAAGUCCUACUCGUUCCUCCCGGACAUGUUCAAGGACGAGCUGAGCACGCUCAAAAAGACGCUCGCCAAGCUCAAGAAGCAGGAAGCCACCCAGGCCGGUCCCAAGGCAAAGUCGGAGCACGCACAGGCCAUCCGCGACGAGCGCGCCAAGGUCGAAGCCGCGCUACGCCGAGCAGAAGGUCUGGCCGGAGAGCGCGAGAGACGCCAGAGGGAAUCCACGGUCAAGGCGCGCAUCAAGACGCAAAACAAGGAGCGCGUCGAUAAGGGCCUCCAGCCGUUCUACCCCAAGAAGAGCGAGAUCAAGCAGAUGCUGCUCAAGGACAAGUACGACCGGCUCGCGGGUGCGGGCGAUGGCGAAGGGCGCAGGGCUUCGGGCCAGGAGAAGAAGCAGCUCAAAAAGGCGCUCGAGAGAAGGAGGCGCAAAAACGCACAGAAGGAGAAGCGCGACAUGCCCGUCGGCAUCGGCUUUGGCCCCUCCGGCUCGGGCGCCAAUGCGGCGAUACCCAAACGCAAACGCCAGGCUGGCGCACCUGGAGCCACCAACAAGCGUUCCCGUUUUUAA
Molecule: messenger RNA, 1464 nt
Organism: Moesziomyces antarcticus
Lineage: Eukaryota; Fungi; Basidiomycota; Ustilaginomycetes; Ustilaginales; Ustilaginaceae
Product: RRNA biogenesis protein RRP36
Exons: 1
Coding region: 1-1464 (487 amino acids)
Biological process (GO): maturation of SSU-rRNA from tricistronic rRNA transcript (SSU-rRNA, 5.8S rRNA, LSU-rRNA)
Cellular component (GO): nucleolus; 90S preribosome
Source: RefSeq, a predicted model, not a curated record